Molecule: messenger RNA, 1366 nt
Organism: Raphanus sativus (radish)
Lineage: Eukaryota; Viridiplantae; Streptophyta; Magnoliopsida; Brassicales; Brassicaceae
Product: protein FANTASTIC FOUR 3
Exons: 2
Coding region: 1-1188 (395 amino acids)
Source: RefSeq, a predicted model, not a curated record
AUGAAUCAAGAUUUUGCAGAAUAUAGAGUUUGUGUCCUCCAAGUUCGUGACUUGCGUGUCACGCAUGUAAUCGGUGACUUCUUAAAGAUUUUGCAUUAUACAAGUGGUGGUAUGGAAAAGCUCGUUACCCACCUCUCUAAUCUCUGCACAUUGCACAGUCACUCUCUUUCUCUUUUUUUUCUUCUUUCUUUAUUAAUAACACACUUUUGGGACACUACAAAUUGGCAUCCUCUCCCUCUCAUUAUCCUUCAUCCUUAUUUCCAAACAACUCUCACAAUAACCUCUUUACUCUUUGCUCUCUCUCAAUUUAUUUCUUCUAUCUUCUUUACACAAAUGGGAACUGUUGUGUAUCAACAAGGGUUUCAGUCAUCUCAGCUUGAUGAGCCUAGAGCUUUAAGGCUUAGGCUCUCUUCUCCAAAUCCCCCCUUCUCUCAGCCCUUUGGUUUAGCUCUCAGGUCUCAUCUGCUUGACUCCUUUAAUACAGAGGACACUCGAACCCUUAACAAUGACAAACCAGUUGCUUCCUCGGGUCAUGAAUCAAGUGGUUGGAGCUUUCUCCAAUCCCUUUCUUCUGCCUCCUCCUCCUCUCUCUCAAAGAUGACGAGCUAUGAGAAAGAGAAGACUUAUGUUCAACGUCCAUCUUCUCGUAGAACUCUAAGCGACGAGAGCUUAGCAUUGUGCACUGAAAAUCUCGGAAGCGAAACAGGCUCUGAUGUUACUGAUGUCGAAGAUCUGUUCUCGCUUUCUUUAACUGACGUGCAGACCAAGAAACUCGGAGAAACAAGAACGUUGAAGAGUAGGAAAGAGAAUGUGAGCCCUAGUGAUCUCCCUCCUCCCUUGACCAGUAUGAGAGGGUCUCAAUGCAUUCAAAUGAGACCACACCGUGAAGAUGGAAGAUUGGUCAUGACUGCCACAAAGGCACCGCCUCGUAACAUGUGCUUUCAAGCUGACCGUAGCAACGGUCGUCUCCGACUCUCUAUUCUGAGAGACUCGGAUGAAACCGUAGAGGACGAAGAAGAGACAGUUGAGCCUAAAGAAACCAACGAGGAAGAGGAAGAGGAAGAAGAAGACGUAUUAGAUGAUGAUGAAUCGAUGGAGACUGUUGAAAGAUCAAGAAGAUGUGUCGAAGGCGAUCAGGAAAACAGGGGAUUGCUAAAUUGGGAAUCUUUGUGCGUUGCUGCUUCCUAAAAUAAGAAACUUCUAAUUUGCUCUGUAUUCACAGUUUCACAAAUGUUUCUUUUAAUGUAUUUUGUUUUAUUUUUUUAAUAGAAACAUCCCGUUUCCUUACUGUUUAAAAAUGUAGAUUUUUUUUUGAAUAAUUGUAGUAUGAUUCUAAAAGUUUUUUUAGUCUCAAAGACUAAUCACU